AUGGCCCCCGCAGUUGCCGUCCACGAACCUCAUGAUCUUAGUAUCAAUCCUAAGAAUCCAGCUUCCCCUAGCAUCAUCCGAACGCCCCUAAAGUCAACCGGUAGUUUGUCUGACUACUCGAAUUUUACUGCGACACCAACAAUAGGAACAGAAUUCCCAAGUGCUCAGCUCACUGAGAUUCUUAAGGAUGAGAAAAAGAUUCGAGAUCUAGCAAUCCUUGUAUCUGAGCGAGGUGUCGUAUUCUUCCGCAAUCAGGACAUCACAUCGGACGAGCAAAAGGUCCUCGGCCAAAAGCUAGGAGAAGCGACUGGUAAACCAAGUACAUCUAAGUUGCACCGCCACGCCGUCGCGAACAGCGGACGCGGAAUAGCAGUUGAUGAGAACGGCCACCUGGAUGAUGAGAUCUCUGUGAUUUCCUCCGAGGUUAAUCGAAAACUCUAUGGCGAUCGAUACAAGCCCAACAACGGGCGUCUUGCGAGUAACGGCUGGCAUGCGGAUAUCACAUUCGAGCGCGUCCCAUCGGACUAUGCAAUCUUGAAGAUAACUGAUCUCCCCGAAGCUGGUGGUGAUACGCUUUGGGCUUCGGGAUAUGAGUUGUACGAUAGGCUCUCUCCGACAAUCCAGAAAGUCGUUGAUGGACUUGAAGCUGUGCAUUACCAGCCUGCUUUCAACAAGAUUGCUCAAGAUCACUCCAUUGAGUUGAUACAGGGUGACAGAGGUGCGCCCGAGAAUACAGGGUUUGAGUUCAAGGCUACCCACCCACUUGUUCGAACGAAUCCUGUGACGGGAUGGAAGAGCCUUUUCGGGGCUGGACAGCAGGUUGAGAACGGGUGGAUUGAGGGUGUGACGAGUGUUGAGAGUGAGCUUUUGAAAGGACUUUUCAAUCGUCUCUUGUUUGAGAACCAUGAUUUGCAAGUCAGAUUUAGAUGGGGUCGGAACGACGUUGCGAUUUGGGACAAUCGAUCUGUUUACCAUACAGCUACCAACGACUACGACGGCAAACGACAAGGUAACCGAGUUGUCUCACUGGGAGAGGUCCCCUACUUCGACCCAGCGUCUAAGUCUCGGAGGCAAGCAUUGGAAGAUGUAUAA
Penicillium brevicompactum is the source of this 1092-nucleotide messenger RNA. RefSeq names its product TauD/TfdA dioxygenase family protein. Bases 1 to 1092 code for a protein of 363 amino acids. Gene Ontology annotation, cellular component: cytoplasm. NCBI's taxonomy places the organism in Eukaryota, Fungi, Ascomycota, Eurotiomycetes, Eurotiales, Aspergillaceae. The transcript has 10 exons. The record is from RefSeq and is a predicted model, not a curated record. Gene Ontology annotation, molecular function: 2-oxoglutarate-dependent dioxygenase activity.